GGAAGAGUAAGAGUGAGAGCGAGAGUAAGAGAGGACUCCUGGCUGGACUUGGGAUUUGGAGCGGACCCCGCGCAGCACAGUGCCGGCGGCCGGGCAGGAGAGCCGAGCGGAGUGAGGCCGGGAACCCACGAAGCGAAGCAGGAAUCCUUGGAGCGGCUCCUUCGUUCCCUUUUCUCCGCCUCCGGCUCGGCUCGCGUGGUUUCUGCAGAGCCGCAGCCCCGGCUGCUAUGGGAGCCGGCUGGCAGCCGGGAGCGCGUCACUGAGACCCCCGUCCUGGUUCCGUCGGUGGGGCAGCCCCUUCCUCACACUUUUCCAUCAGGGACCAUGAAGAGCAACCGAGCCCAGAAGGGCAGAGGCGGCAAGAAGGACCUCAGCACCGAGCUUAAGUACAGCCACCAAUCCCAGAAUAUAAAUGGCUUUGAGGAAGGAGUGGAAUUCUUGCCAGCUAACAAUUCAAGGAAGGUGGAAAAACGUGGACCAAAGCGCUGGAUUGUGCUGCUGGCAUUGGUGAUCUUCUUCAUCCUGUUGUCCCUUGUGGUUGGAAUCUUGGUGUGGCAUUUUAACUCUCAGAAUGCACGGGUGCAGAAAAUCUUCAAUGGUUACCUGAGGAUUACAAAUGAGAACUUUAUAGAUGCCUAUGAGAAUUCCAACUCCACAGAAUUUGCAAAGCUGGCCAGCAAGGUUAAGGAAGCGCUAAAGGUUUUAUACAAUGGAAUCUCAGCCCUUGGGCCCUUCUACAAGGAAUCUGGAAUAACAGCCUUCAGUGAGGGCAGUGUCAUUGCCUACUACUGGUCGGAAUUCAGUGUCCCCCAAUAUAUGGUAGAGGAGGCUGAGCGAGCCAUAUCAAAAGAAUAUGUCGUGUCACUACCUCCCAGGUCCCGGUCCUUGCAGUCCUUCAACAUGGCUUCAAUUGUGGCUUUCCCCACUGAUGCCAGAACAGCACAGACAACACGGGACAACAGCUGCAGUUUUUCCCUACAUGCCCGGUCUGGCGAGGUGACCCGCUUCACCACCCCAGGAUUCCCAGACAGCCCCUACCCAGCACGUGCCCGCUGCCAGUGGGCCCUGCGUGGAGAUGCUGACCUGGUGCUGAGCCUUACCUUUGAAAGUUUUGAUGUCGCAGCCUGUGAUGAUGUUGGGAGUGAUGUGGUCAUGGUAUAUGACUCCCUGAGCCCUGUAGAACCUCGAGCCGUGGUGCAGCUAUGUGGCACUUACCCUCCCUCCUACAACCUGACCUUCCUCUCCUCUCAGAAUGUCAUGCUUGUCACACUCAUCACCAAUACUGUGCGGCGCCACCCUGGUUUUAAGGCUGUGUUUUUCCAGUUGCCCAAGAUGACUGAAUGUGGAGGUCGCCUAACUGGAGUUGAGGGGACAUUCAAUACCCCCUACUACCCAGGCCACUACCCCCCCAAUACGGACUGCACAUGGGACAUUGAGGUCCCCAGUGACAAAAAUGUCAAAAUUCGUUUCAAACUCUUCUAUCUGGUGGAACCUCACGAAACCCUGGGUACCUGCACCAAGGACUAUGUGGAAAUCAAUGGGGAAAAGUUCUGUGGAGAGAAGGCACAGUUUGUUGUUUCCAGCAACAGUAACAAGGUCACUGUCCGUUUCCACUCAGAUGAGUCCUAUACUGAAACAGGUUUCUUGGCCGAGUACCUCUCCUAUGACUCCGAUGACCCCUGCCCUGGCAUGUUCACCUGCAAAACGGGACGCUGUAUCGACAAGAACCUGCGCUGCGAUGGCUGGGCUGACUGCGCAGACUUCAGUGAUGAGCUUGAGUGUGUGUGUAACUCAACCUACCAGUUCACCUGCAAGAACAAAUUUUGUAAGCCCAUCUUUUGGGUCUGCGAUGGCCUGAAUGACUGUGGGGAUAACAGUGAUGAGCUGCAAUGCAGCUGCCCAGCUCAGACCUUCAAGUGUGGCAAUGGAAAAUGCAUCUCGGAGAGCCAGAAAUGUGAUAAGCAGGAUAACUGUGGAGACGGGAGUGAUGAAGCUGAAUGUGAUAGUGUUCGGACUGUCCCCUGCACCACUUACACGUACAAGUGCCUCAAUGGAGUGUGUCUGAGCAAAGGGAACCCUGAGUGUGAUGGGAAGAAUGACUGUAGUGAUGGCUCGGACGAGCAGAACUGUGAUUGUGGACUCCGGUCAUUCAGUAAAAAGUCAAGGAUUGUUGGAGGCCAGAACUCAGAUGAAGGAGAGUGGCCAUGGCAGGUGAGCCUCCAUGCAGAGGGCCAGGGUCACCUCUGUGGGGCAUCACUAAUCUCCUCCACCUGGCUUGUCUCUGCAGCCCAUUGCUUCAUGGAUGAGUUAGGAAUCAGGUACUCUGAGCCCUCUUUAUGGAAAGCCUACCUGGGGCUGCAUGACCAGAGCAAGCCCAAUGCCGAAGGGGUGGAAGAGAGGGGAUUCAAACAGAUCAUCUCCCACGCUGCCUUUAACGACUUCACCUUUGACUACGAUAUUGCUGUUAUGGAGCUGGACAAACCUGUCGAGUUCAGCCCUUUAAUUCGGCCCAUCUGCCUUCCUGAUUCAUCCCACACCUUCCCUGCGGGCAAGGCCAUCUGGGUGACAGGCUGGGGGCACACUAAGGAAGGAGGCACUGGGGCAUUGAUCCUACAGAAGGGGGAGAUCCGAGUGAUCAAUCAGACCACUUGCGAGUCUUUGCUACCCAACCAGUUGACCCCCCGUAUGAUGUGCGUGGGCUUCCUCAAUGGAGGUAUUGAUGCCUGCCAGGGUGAUUCAGGGGGCCCUCUCUCCAGUGUGGAAGAUGAUGGGCGGAUGUUCCUGGCUGGGGUGGUGAGCUGGGGUGAAGGCUGUGCUCGACGGAACAAGCCAGGUGUCUACACCAGAGUCUCUGUGCUUCGGAACUGGAUUAAAGAGAAGACGGGAGUGUAGGGGUUGCCCUACAUGUGCUGUCCUCUCCUCACACACAUGCAUAUGAAGAUUGAGGAUGGGCCAAUGGACUCGUCCCUCUUCUGAGGACCCUCCAGGAUAUGAACUACAUCCUUUUGUCUCUGGGGACCAUGAAUCUACCUGGGAGCCUCAAACUUAGCUCAGGCCCAGCCCCAGCCUCAAACAAACUCUUAGGAAAUGGGUAUGGAGGAACGCUGGGCAGAGCCUGUGUCUCAACUUAGUAUCUGAAGUGUAGGGACACAGAUUUUCCCCCAAUCCCAUCCCUGAGUUUGGAUCUGAGAGACUUUGCUAAGCCUUCUGUGUUUUCUCCCUGAAGAGAAGCUCUAAAUGUGUCCCCCCACUUUGCUUAGACUAGGGCAUCCUAUGUGGUCAGUACCUGUGGCCAGAGCCUCUGGAGCUCAGCUCAUGCCUGACCCUGAAGAAAAUGAGGACCAGGCAGCUGAACUGUUUUUCCUGACUUCCAGUUGUUGUUGUUUGUGUGUGUGUGUGUGUGUGUGUGUGUGUGUGUGUAGUUUUUAAUACUUUUUAAAUUAAUAAUUUUACACCACAGUUGAUUUCCCUCCUCCAUUCCAGUUCAGAAAUGCCUUUAUUAGAUCUAUGUACUCUCAGGGAUUGGGGCUGGGGGGGUGGUGUGCACAGGAGUGCCCGAUUGUGUAAUGAAGUGCCAUGGCAGUCUUGCUUUAUUCUCUAGACAAGCAAGCCCUGUGGUCUCUCUUGUGAUACCUUAGAGGCUCAGAAAUUCUGGGGGCUUCAGAGGUAAAAGGAGUUGAUUCGAGGGGAGGGGGCAGCACCUGCCUAGAAUUUGGUCACACACACACACACACACACACACACACACAGAGUUUUCUCUAGGAAGCACCAGGCUAUUUGCCUCCUGAAGCUUUUGCUUUAGGAGGGAAAGUCUCCCCUGGUACACGUGUGUGCUGGCUAGUGUCCUACACAUAGAUGGGCUGCUAGUUCCAUUCUUAGUCUAAGUGAUGUUCCUGAACCACGGAGGGACAGUAUCUUCUUGUUGGAACCUCUCCUUGUUCCACACUCUGUGUUCUCUUUGCCUCAGGCACAGGAGAAGAAAAUUUAACUUUUUUUUUUAAUUUUAAACUUUCUUGGUUUUUGUGCUUGGGAUGGCCCACUGAGGGUCAGUGUUGGCUGAUACUCCUCAGAGCUAGAGAAGAGUUCAAUUUAAUUCAAAUCAGCAGACACUUUUAAAGGGGAUCUUGUGUGGAGCACAUGGUGCUUGGUACUAGGAGAGGUACAGCGUUUCAAUAAAACAAUCUCUGACCUCCUGAGGCUUAGAAGUCUGGGAGAGACUGGGUGCUCCUUGUCCGAGGGCCUGGAAAUGGCCUCUUGUUGAUUUUCUCAUUUCAGUCUGACCCCUUGUACUUGUUCUGCUGUGUCUGGGGAAAAGGGAAGAUGGCCAUGGUUCUGUCCACACUGGACCCCAUAAAGCACUGGGGUUGAUAGACAAGUGUGUGAAUGGAUCCCCCAUCUGGGGCCCAGGGUGAAGGAGGGAACUGUGAUCUGCAGUGGAGGGGGAGGGGGCGGGGGGGGAGAGAAGGGUGAUAAUAGGAAGAAUCAGAAAAUGAUUUCCAAAGAAGUGACUUAUAUGUACAUUUUAUUGUUGUAAUUGUUGCUCUGUUCUUGUUAAGGGCCCUAUUCUGGGCUUUCUCAGUCAAAUGUAUUUAAGAUGCCAGAGCCCCAGGGAAGAUAUCGGGGACCAAAUGUACAUUAAAGGGGAAAGUUUUACAAGAUUCCA
Molecule: messenger RNA, 4663 nt
Organism: Phascolarctos cinereus (koala)
Lineage: Eukaryota; Metazoa; Chordata; Mammalia; Diprotodontia; Phascolarctidae
Gene: ST14
Product: ST14 transmembrane serine protease matriptase
Biological process (GO): proteolysis
Cellular component (GO): membrane
Molecular function (GO): protein binding; serine-type endopeptidase activity
Source: RefSeq, a predicted model, not a curated record